Molecule: messenger RNA, 1873 nt
Organism: Rhipicephalus sanguineus (brown dog tick)
Lineage: Eukaryota; Metazoa; Arthropoda; Arachnida; Ixodida; Ixodidae
Exons: 4
Coding region: 62-1873 (603 amino acids)
Source: RefSeq, a predicted model, not a curated record
GUGCCGACGGUGCUCAACCCGCAGAUCCUGACGACUUGAGAACCAUAGUAGCUACACAAAUAUGAUGGCAGGAAAGCCCAAUGCGCUCACGGAUUCUGACAGUGUCGAGGCAGCCCUGCGCAACUUGAAAGGCCGUGUCUCCGUUGUAAAGGAGGGCUACGGAUUCAUCGAGAUAGAACACCCAGUGCGGGCAGCCGUGUUCGCGCACCGGUCGUCUGUCGUGAAUCCUAGAAUGAAUGACUCGAAAAACUUUGGUCUCAAAGAAGGGGACAAUGUUGUGUUGGACAUUGAAAGGAGUCCCGCGAAGUUUAAGGCUCGUUUUCAAGCAGUGAGGGUGAGGCUUUUAGAAUCCGAGGUCAACAUUACGAGGCCCUGUUACCCAUCUGUGGCAGCACCCAGUCGGGAAAGAGGGGAGAAGCAGAUCUCGAACCAGGUGGGCACGAUUGACUCCGUACAUCAGAAUGGGGGAACCUUAACGUUCGGCCAGGACAAUAAAGAACGUGCCAUUUUCGAGAGACAGUGCAUACCAGACACUCUCGUGAGACCGACGGAAAAAGUUUCGGCCAUUUUCUCGGUGGGUAAGAAGGUGUGCUUUGAUGCGCGCCUCGUGACUGACGUCGCCACAGGUGUUGCGCAGUGGCAGGCCACGCUGGUGACAACUGUGAUGCGGGAAAACUACAGUCAGGUCUUCGACAUUGACUUGGUGGCGCCGACAAGCGAGAGAUACGGCUACAAGAGUGACUUCGGCACCAAGCCUUUGGCACCAAUCCUUGUGCCAUUUACGGCUGACCCUCGAACCCCUUUUCCGAAAUCUCCAUGGAAUCCUGCUACUAGCGCGUUCCACGCAUACCCGCGCCGUCUACUCUCCGCGGAGUCCUACACCUCCGCGAGGGAGAGCCCCCUUUCUGGUGUCAAUGGAACUGACAGGGGCAACUCGGGCCUGUUUAACACCCACGUCGCACCUACGCCAUCCAAGACUGUCGUGACGCAGAGCAGUGCUGCAGUCGCAGAAAGCCACAACGUAAAAGACAAGCCCGCUUUCGUGCCUCUGGGCUGUGACACUCAGUGGGCACACCAUGAUGGUUGUUCAUCUGUGGAGCCCAACAUCGCUGCUCCAGCGACUGGUCAUCCUGUCCUUGCUGGAUACGACCGGCCACCUAAAGCCAAAACUCCCGAGAGCACAUGCCCGGAAAGGGCUCCCUUCACAAUCACCUCUCGUGGCAUCGGCCCCGCUGCCAGUACUGCCGAAAAACAGCCGGCACCACAAGCCAGCGACAAACCAUCCAUGAACGCUGUUGAUCAGAGGCAGCUAGCCACGGCUGCUCCCAUCAAACGUAACACAGGCUAUCAUUACGAAGCAGUUCCACAAAAACAGCUGCAUGUGGAUAGUACACGUGUUAACUACAACAGCAGAGGUAACCCCAGUGAGCCCUUCUCGGCGAGUCCCGCGCCACGCCCGCCGUCUCCGCAGUGCCUCGUGUCCGCACACAACGACGUCAAAGGAGUGGUUGCGCAAGUCCACGAGCGUUCCGCCAUAGUCAGUGUUGAGCAGGGCGGACUCACGAAUUACACGGAGGUCCGGGCAUUUUCUUUCUACAAGGACGGAACGCUCGUCAGUGGUGACCUCCGAAGUGUCCUCCGCGUGGGCGACGAGGUCAUGAUGGACUUCAUGUUGGGCAACAUGGGCUACAACCUGAUGACCCAUUGCAACAUGGCCUGGCAGGGAGAGAAGCCGCAGGGUGUGGAAUGCGUCAGCCGAGAAGCGUUUCAAAGUACACUCGAGGCAUUGAAGACGGCGCUGGAGGUACCUUCACCGGCUGCCAACGUGCAGAGGCAAGUGCCAGAGGUGGUCUUGUUCAUUACGGCAUCUUAA